Messenger RNA from Candoia aspera, 1750 nucleotides. RefSeq names its product amyloid beta precursor protein binding family B member 3 (gene APBB3). Lineage: Eukaryota; Metazoa; Chordata; Lepidosauria; Squamata; Candoiidae. Gene Ontology annotation, biological process: regulation of DNA-templated transcription. The record is from RefSeq and is a predicted model, not a curated record. Gene Ontology annotation, molecular function: amyloid-beta binding; transcription factor binding. Gene Ontology annotation, cellular component: nucleus; cytoplasm. Bases 67 to 1533 code for a protein of 488 amino acids. The transcript is spliced from 12 exons.
CAUUGCUGUUGCUUCCCUCCCCGACGAAUUGCACAACAUCGUGCCUCCCGAGCGAGAGAGGCAGCUAUGCUGGGCAAGGACUACAUGCUGGCCAUCAUCCUGGUCAACUGCGAUGAUAACCUAUGGAAUGACCAGAAUCUGGAAGCAGAGAUUGAUCUUCCUUCAGGAUGGAGGAAAAUCCAUGACUCUUCUGGUACAUACUACUGGCAUGUGCCCACAGGCACCACCCAGUGGCAACACCCCUCUUGCACUUCUGCUCUGGGUCAUGCUGGGGAAGCUGCAUUUCCAGAAACGGACCUUCAGUCUGCUAUGGUGAGAUGUUUGCCAACAGAGAGACUCAUCCCAAGUCCAGUGGCUUCAUUCUCCAAGAGGACAUCACUGGCCUGGCAUGAGGAGGAUCUUCAUCAGGGCAACCCAGAGCCUGGCUCCAAGUGUUUCGUUGUGCGCUCCUUAGGCUGGGUUGAGAUUCCUGAGGAGGACUUGGCCCCAGGCAAAAGCAGCAUUGCAGUGAAUAAUUGCAUCCAGCAACUUUCUCAGAGUAAUUGUGACCAUUGGGGCCCUGCUGACAGAUGGGCUGAGGGCCAAAACAUGGUGAUGAUCCUCAAGGAGGACACAAUGAACUUAGUGGAUCCUUUGGACCACAGCCUCAUCCACUGCCAGCCCAUCAUCAAUAUCCGUGUUUGGGGUGUAGGCUGCAACAAUGGCAGGGAUUUUGCUUUCGUGGCCAGUGACAAGGACACGUGUGUGCUGAAGUGCCAUGUCUUCCACUGCAAUGUGCCUGGCAAGGCUAUUGCCAAAGCCCUGCAUGAAAUGUGCUCCAAGAUUAUGGCUGAGCAAGCAGUGGCAAGUAGCAGCCUCACUCGAUCCGUCACCCUUGAAUCUAUCUCUCCAAAUGACAUAUCUCUGCAAGCUGACAUAUUGGAUGCUGUGAGAGAGUCUAUCCAGAAAUACAAAGCUUUCUAUAUCGGCAGCUUACCAAUAUCUAAAUCUAUGGGGAUUGAUGUGCUAAAUAAUGCCAUUGAAACUCUGAUGGGCAGCCGUAACCGUGAGCAGUGGAUUGAAGCUGUGAUUAGUGUUUCAGACUCAGUGAUGCAAGCAGAUCAGACUGAAGCUGAGGAGGAGGAAGAUUCCUGCAUUUGGGAAUGCCAAGUCCGUUAUGUGACUUUUAUUGGGAUUGGGAGAGACGCCCACACAUUUGGACUCAUUGCUGACAUGGGGAAACAACAUUUCCGGUGCACGGCCUUUUGGUGUGAACCAGAUGCUGGAACUAUUUCAGAAGCAGUGCAGGCUGCAUGCAUGGUUCAGUAUCAAAAGUGCUUAGUGGCUUCUACAUCACGAAUGAGAUCAAAAAGUGGUUCACACUCCAUCAUGAAGCUGAAAAGGACAAUGUCACUCGACUCACCUGUAUGUCCGUUUCCCAUCACAGGACCCUCCUUGCAGAAAACCAGCAGUGGGGCCAUGACACGCAAGAGGGGAGUGUUCUCUUUCUUUGAAACAUUCCGCCAGAAACAUUCCAUGCUGCACACUCCCUAAGAUGGAAACAAAGUCUGGUGGCCCCAGAUGACACUUAAUGACAAUGUCCUUUGAUGUCCAGGCUAAGAAUGUAAAUAGCAUAAUUUUGUCUGUUAACAUCUUUCACUGAAGUGAAAACAGCCAAUACAUCCAAACAAGACAGAUUCUGGAGAUGCUAUGCAUAUUUCUUCCAGCCCUUUGCUAUAUAGAUGCUGUAAGGAAGAGGCAAGCUUGUUGC